UUAGGAGAUGAUAGUUAGUCUUUCGGGGAGCUCUGCUGGCAGUGAAGUGAUUGAUGAACAUGUUCGCAAAUUGAUCAAAGGUCUGGAUAGAUUUUUCUGGUAAUGUUACGAACCAAGCCUGCGCAGCUUUCCUGAAAGUUGCUGGGAACUGCCUGCAUAAUAGGGCAUUCGAGGCUCCAUAUACCAUCAUUGCCAUUCUAUAUCCUUGCACGUGCUCCACUGGGUCCUGGGUUCCAUCAUACUCGGCUAGCUGCGGAGUUUUGAAGUUUGGCGGCACAGGUUCCCUGGUGAUGUCGUCUAUAAAGGCUUUUUCUACUGAAGCUGUGUGUACUGGUUCUGCAUAUCUCUGCCUACCAGCUUCUAUUUUUGCCAGAUGUUGCCGCAGCACUUCAAUUUCUUUGUAAACGCUGUCAUCAUGAAUCUGCGUUUCUGUCUUUUGUGGUCCUGCUGCCGUGAGUGUGGUUUCUUGGAUUUGUUGGCUAAUCUUCCUUUGGCUUGAAUGUGUACGAGGUAUCAUGUUCUUAUUUCGAAAAUUGUACUGAGUGAAAGCUGAGGAUGGUUGUAAGCUCGUGUCAACUGUCCACUCUGUUGAUUUUGAAGUAUCUCUUGGAUUCGUGCUUGAUGAAGAGGAGUUGCUCAUCCUGGCUUUGCUUCUGGAACCGGGGAUGCUUCUGCUAGGAGGUGAUGAAUUUUCUGAAUUUUCCAUGUGGUAUUCGUGGAUCAAAAAGAACUCGGCCCCACGGUGGGCGCCAAAUGUUAACCGUAAAAAUAGAGUAGAUGGUGUGGAACCAAGAUCUUUAUUGAUAGAGAGAGUUUACAAUAGAGGGAGAAUUAUAGUGGAAAAUAAUCUAUCUCCUUAGGUUGAUCCUAGAGGUAUUUAUAGGAUGCUUAGAUACAGUUAUUCUAGGAAUACAAUUUUAUUUAAUUGGUGUUUGGGUAUUCUUAUUCUAGUGGGAUUUAUCUUAUUCUACUUUUGAUAGGAUUAUCUCUAAAAUGCCUCCACAUGUCCUAAUUAUCAUAGGAUUUGUUUUAGGGUAUAACAAAAUCCAAAGCAAAGG
This is a messenger RNA of Rubroshorea leprosula, 1058 nucleotides long. NCBI's taxonomy places the organism in Eukaryota, Viridiplantae, Streptophyta, Magnoliopsida, Malvales, Dipterocarpaceae. The record is from the annotation of a GenBank genome assembly.